ACAGAAGGAAAUAGGAGUCUCUACUAAAACCCUGAAAAGAGAGAGAGAUGGGGAAGAAGAAUAAGAGAAGAGACGAAGACGCCGAAUCUCCUCAGCUCAACCCUAACGAUGGAAAUGGUGACGACUCUGACAAUGCGAAGAAUCUCAAGAAGAAGAAGAAGAAUAAGAAGAACGAGAAACCAAAAGAGAGGGCCACAGUGAGCAUAGCUGUGCCUGCUUCCAUCAUUGACAACGUUCCAACCCUUGACCUCGCCACUCGGCUGGCUGGUCAAAUCGCUCGUGCUGCAACUAUUUUCUGUAUCGACGAGGUUGUUGUGUUUGAUAAUAAUGGGGAGCCAAAUAGGGACCCCAUGAUGGAGAAUUCAGAUGAUGAAAGUGGUGCAGCUUUUCUCAUCCGAAUCCUGCGGUAUCUUGAGACACCUCAGUAUCUGAGGAAGGCUUUGUUCCCUAUGCAUAACAGCCUCAGAUUUGUGGGCCUGUUGCCACCCCUUGAUCCCCCGCACCAUUUGCGCAAACAUGAGUGGGGUCCAUAUAGGGAAGGUGUCACAAUAAAUGGUAAUUCAAACUCAACGGGAACACUAGUUGAUGUUGGUUUAGCUAAGCAUGUUGUAGUUGACCAACUACUGGAACCAGGAAGAAGAGUCACGGUAGCCAUGGGUGCCGAGCGCAAUUUGGAUUCUGAUUUACCACGCCAGGUUGUGUCGUCAUCCAAGCCCAGGGAAGAAGGUGAAUAUUGGGGAUAUCAAGUGCGCUAUGCACGUAAUAUUUAUCGUGAGGGUGGCUAUGAUUAUAUAAUAGGUACCUCUGAGCAUGGUCAAAUUAUUAAGUCGCAUGAGCUUGAAAUACCUUCUUUCAGACAUUUGUUGAUUGCCUUUGGUGGAUUAGCUGGGCUGGAAGAGAGUAUUGAAGAAGAUGAUAACUUGAAGGGGAAAAAUGCAGGGGAUGCAUUUAAUGUAUACUUAAAUACGUGUCCACAUCAGGGAAGUAGGACAAUUCGAACUGAGGAAGCAAUUCUUAUCUCUUCAAUACUUCCAAGAACCAAUUAGUAGAGCAUUGCAGAGUUAAAUAUUGUGGCGUCUAGAAUUCAUGUAGCGUGAUCAACAGCGACAGUUGCUUCCACAUCAGUAUUUUUAUGUUUUCACCUCAUCCUUCAGACUCUGGCUGCAAUGUUGCAAGGUAGAGGCAAUAGUCAAGACACUCACUAUGAUAGCUAUACUUUCUGUUAACGUUAUUUACACAACCUGUCCUUCUAUAAAAUAAUUUAGAAUGCUAUUCAAUCAAUAACAUUGGAAGAAAUGUAUGUAUAGCUAUGUACUGUAUUACUAUUAUCAUUUUAAGAUUUUCUUGUUUUAGAGCUUUUUAAUGAUAUUUUAAACCUUUAACCUAAA
This is a messenger RNA of Arachis duranensis, 1388 nucleotides long. RefSeq lists its product as uncharacterized. The record is from RefSeq and is a predicted model, not a curated record. Lineage: Eukaryota; Viridiplantae; Streptophyta; Magnoliopsida; Fabales; Fabaceae.